UUUUUCCCCAGUUCUUCCUUUGGCUUGAAUCUGUUAGUUUAACUUGACGCUUCUGGGUAUUCCAACCUCAAUUUUAAGGCAUUUUGGCAGCUUCAGUGGUGUUUUCAUCAUUUUUUACCGCUGCUCUACUUGCUGAGAAUCUCUUACAUGACAAGAUACAGAGACCAUUCCAGGGAUUUUCAUAGUUAAUUCUUUUUGAAGCUACUUCUGAGUGCCUUCAAGGAUAAAAUGUCCUUAGUUAAGCCUGCAGAUCCAUCUUCCACUUCAUAUGGCAAAUCCCAACUCUACAUGCUUAAAGGCAGCAGUGACAGCACCCGAUUAUCUUCUCAAGCCUUGAGUUCAGAUAAACAAAAGUUCAAGUAUGGACCUGAAUCUUACUGUUGUGAGAACUACAACCAGCAGUACUUCUCUGAAUCCCCUGGUGAAGAUUUUCUUGCUUCACAGGAUGAGUUUCGUCAUCCAUCGAGCACUGAUGUUUCAAGAAGCAUGUUUUCUCCACAAGGUGUAUCAUCCUAUCAGCUAAUGACUGGCUCAGGUUCUGCUACUGUACAGAACUCAUUUGACUCUUUUGCAGCCAUUGGACACCCUGAUGGCUAUCAAUCUCAAUCGUCAUCCGAAUACUACGGACAGAGCCCUGAAAAUAUAGUAUUAGACUAUGAUGAUGAUGAUGAUGAAGAUAUCACAUUUAAACUUAAGGAACUGGAGAGGGAGCUCCUUAAUGACAACGAUGACGAUGAACGAUUUGUUCUGGACCAUAGCAUGGACAUUGAUGGUGAAUGGGCUGGCCCCAUCAAGGAUCUACUACUGCCCAACUCACCAAAGGAAUCAUCAUCCUCAGACUCUAAUCUUAGUAGCAUCAGUAGCAACAAAGAGACAUCCCCAUUGAAUCAUGUCUCAAGCCCAAACUCAUCUAGAACCCCAACUGCUAAGCAGUUGCUUUUUGAAUGUGCUGCUGCAAUUUCAGAAGGCAACAUGGAAGAAGCAUUAGCCCUUAUUGCUGAGCUGAGACAGAUGGUUUCCAUCCAAGGAGAUCCUGCACAGAGGAUAGCAGCCUACAUGGUUGAAGGCCUUGCAGCCCGCAUGGCUGCAUCUGGCAAAUUCCUAUACAAGGCUCUGAAAUGCAAGGAGCCACCCACUUUGGACCGUCUUGCAGCAAUGCAGAUCCUCUUUGAAAUUUGCCCAUGUUUCAAGUUUGGGUUCAUGGCUGCCAAUGGUGCAAUAGCAGAGGCAUUCAAAGAUGAAGAAAGAGUCCAUAUUAUAGACUUUGACAUAAACCAGGGGAGCCAGUACAUCACGCUGAUACAAGCUUUUGCAGCUCGGCCAGGUAAGCUGCCCAAUGUAAGGAUAACUGGAGUGGAUGACCCAGAGUCAGUGCAACGUACAGUCGGUGGCCUAAACAUUAUUGGUCAGCGACUCGAGAAGUUUGCUGAGGCAUUUGGGGUGCCAUUUAAGUUCCGAGCUGUACCAGCCAAGACUGAAGAUGUCACCCCAGCAAUGCUGGACUGCAGACCCAGUGAAGCACUUGUUGUCAACUUUGCCUUCCAGCUCCACCACAUGCCUGAUGAGAGUGUCUCAACAUUAAACCAGAGGGACCAGCUCCUACGCAUGGUGAAGAGCUUGAAUCCAAAACUAGUGACAGUGGUCGAGCAAGAUGUUAACACCAACACUGCCCCAUUUUUCCCAAGGUUUGUUGAGGCCUACAAUUAUUAUUCAGCUGUGUUUGAAUCACUCGAUGCAACACUACCGAGGGAGAGUCCAGACAGGAUAAAUGUGGAAAGGCAGUGCCUUGCACGAGACAUUGUCAAUAUCGUGGCAUGUGAAGGUGAAGAAAGGAUAGAGAGGUAUGAGGUCGCAGGGAAAUGGAGGGCAAGGAUGAUGAUGGCUGGAUUCCAGUCGUAUCCACUGAGUGCAUAUGUGAACGAGGCCAUCCGAAAACUUCUGAAGCAAUACUGUGACAGGUAUAAGAUUAAGGAGGAGGGCGGUGCCCUCCACUUUGGAUGGGAGGAGAAAAUACUGGUAGUAUCUUCAGCAUGGAAAUGAUGAGCUUCAUUGGAUCACUUCCCUUUUUAUGUUCUUUGUGCUAGACAUUGGCUUUUUAUUAUAUCUUGUGUAUAUUUAUGCAUGGAUCAGGAUGAUAGGAUGAUCUAAUUCUGACUAGGUUGGAGGAAAUAAGAGAGGGUUUUUAGUUCUUGAAC
Messenger RNA from Telopea speciosissima, 2195 nucleotides. Its product is annotated as scarecrow-like protein 1. Bases 229 to 2040 code for a protein of 603 amino acids. Gene Ontology annotation, biological process: regulation of DNA-templated transcription. Gene Ontology annotation, cellular component: nucleus. The record is from RefSeq and is a predicted model, not a curated record. Lineage: Eukaryota; Viridiplantae; Streptophyta; Magnoliopsida; Proteales; Proteaceae. Gene Ontology annotation, molecular function: sequence-specific DNA binding; DNA-binding transcription factor activity. The transcript is spliced from 2 exons.